Molecule: messenger RNA, 1146 nt
Organism: Strongyloides ratti
Lineage: Eukaryota; Metazoa; Nematoda; Chromadorea; Rhabditida; Strongyloididae
Product: Actin-related protein 6
Exons: 3
Coding region: 1-1146 (381 amino acids)
Cellular component (GO): Swr1 complex
Molecular function (GO): nucleosome binding
Source: RefSeq, a predicted model, not a curated record
AUGGAAGAAAAUCCACUUUUUAUUCUUGACAAUGGUGGAUAUCAAUACAAAGCAGGAUUUUCCAUUAAAGAUAAACCAAUAAUUUUUCCCAAUGGGCUUGUGAAAUUUGGUCUUUAUUAUCAAAUGGCUUUUGAAAAAGGAUAUCUUGUAAAUUGGGAUGUUGAAUUUCAAGUAUGGGAACAAAUGUUUUCUGGAAAUUGUUGUAAUUUAUCUAUUUCUGAGACAGACUUAAUUUUAACAGAUCCUAAUUGUAACAUACCAGCAGUUAAGGAUUGUAGUUAUGAAGUUGUAUACGAGUAUUUUGGUUUUAAUGGUUUAUAUAAAACAAGCUCUUCCGGCUUAGUGGCAAUAGAUUCAUUGCAAAGAGAAAAUAAAAAAUUAUGCUUAAUUGUUGAUUCUGGUUAUUCUUUCACACAUAUCCUUCCAUAUGUUGAUGGAAAAUUAGUUGCUGAUAAUGUUGUAAGAAUAGAUGUUGGUGGUAAAUUAUUAACUAAUCAACUUAAAGAUUGGAUUACAUAUAGACAAUUAAAUGUUCUUGAAGAAACUUUUAUAAUUAAUCAAGUUAAAGAAGAUUGUUGCUUUAUAAGUUUAUCAACAAAAUUAGACUUUGAGAUUGCUAAGAGAAGUCUACCAAUUAAUACUAUAAAGUGUGAAUAUGUAUUACCAGAUUAUGUGACUUUAUCAAAAGGCCAAAAACUUAAACCAGGCCAAUUUUCAAUUGAAAAAUAUCCUGAUAAUCAAAUGAUAAUACUUAAUACAGAAAGAUUCGUUAUCCCAGAAAUUUUAUUUAACCCUUCUGGUAUUGAAAUUAAUCAAAUGGGUAUUAGUGAAGCUGUUAAUUAUGUUAUUGAAAAAUUUAAUGAACCUUUUCAAGGUGGAUUAUUUUCUAAUAUUAAACCAAUUGGUGGUAAUGUUUUGUUUGAUGGUUUUAAAGAAAGAUUAUACUCUGACGUCAGAUCAAACUGUGAUGCUUCCUUUGAUGUUAAUGUAAAUAUGUCACCAAACCCCCUUGAAGAGGCAUGGUUUUGCGGAAAGAGAAAUGAAGAAUAUUUAAGAAAACUAAUAAUUAGUAAGAAAGACUAUGAUGAACAUGGUAUGAAUUAUUGUAAAAGAAAAUUUCUUAAUUUUUAUCAUCUUAAUGAUUAA